AUGCUCAACAAGUACACAGUAAUGAAUUGUGAUGGCUGGCUAUCCAGAGGGCCACGCAAGGGGUAUGGCAAGAGCCUUUAUUCAUGCGGAAGUGCUAAACGUUUGGAGCUGGGUGCAGUGAAAUACACUCUCAAUAAUGGUACUUAUGACCUGACCAUCAGAUCCUCCACUCUCACCAAAUCGUACCUUAUGUUACUCUCACAGGCCUGCUUCACCACCAAUGCACAACACGCACGAUACUCCAUGGAUUUUCUUUUGCUGGGGCCAAUCAAGAAUGAGGGCACCAGGCUACGUGGCUUCGUUCUAGAUGCUCAAGGAUUCCUUCCAAAGAAGGCAAUGUUAUCGAUGGUGCUGUGA
Messenger RNA from Sphenostylis stenocarpa, 357 nucleotides. The record is from the annotation of a GenBank genome assembly. Lineage: Eukaryota; Viridiplantae; Streptophyta; Magnoliopsida; Fabales; Fabaceae.